Emys orbicularis (European pond turtle) is the source of this 2486-nucleotide messenger RNA. RefSeq names its product apoptosis inducing factor mitochondria associated 1 (gene AIFM1). The coding region runs from base 114 to 1709 and encodes 531 amino acids. The transcript has 17 exons. Lineage: Eukaryota; Metazoa; Chordata; Testudines; Emydidae. Gene Ontology annotation, biological process: mitochondrial respiratory chain complex assembly; apoptotic process. Gene Ontology annotation, cellular component: mitochondrion; cytoplasm. Gene Ontology annotation, molecular function: FAD binding; protein dimerization activity; NAD(P)H oxidase H2O2-forming activity. The record is from RefSeq and is a predicted model, not a curated record.
GCGAUAGUUCUGUUUUUGUCCUUAUUGUGGGCUUAUCAACGUUAGGAGCAGGUGCAUAUGUGUACAAGACGCUGAAAGAAGACAAAGAGAGAUUCAAUGACCGCAUCGAAGCAAUGGCUAUGAAAUCCCAAGACGUGAAGUCCACCUCUGAAGUGGGUGCUGCCUCCCAGGCCACAACAGCAGCAGAACAGGGGUUGACAACAGCUGAGCAGGGAGCUCCAGAGACAGAUCCGAGUGCUCGCCCUGAAUGUCCAUCCCAUGCUCCUUUUCUGCUAAUUGGUGGAGGCACUGCUGCUUUUGCUGCUGCUCGAUCCAUUCGGGCUCGUGAUCCUGGGGCUAGGGUGCUGAUUGUUUCUGAAGAUCCUGACUUGCCAUAUAUGCGUCCUCCUCUUUCCAAAGAACUGUGGUUUUCAGAGGAUCCGAAUGUCACAGAGACUCUGCGAUUCAAACAGUGGAAUGGCAAAGAGAGAAGUAUAUAUUUUCAGCCGCCUUCUUUCUACGUUCCUGCUCGUGAUCUGCCUUAUAUAGAGAAUGGUGGAGUGGCCGUCCUCAGCGGCAAGAAGGUGGUACAUAUGGAUGUUCGAGGCAAUGUGGUGAAACUUGAUGAUGGAACCCAGAUAUCCUAUGAUAAAUGUUUAAUUGCCACAGGUGGUUCCCCAAGGAAUCUUCCUGCAAUCGAGAGAGCAGGGAAAGAUGUGCAACAAAGGCUGACGCUGUUCCGCAAGAUUGAGGACUUCAGAGCUCUAGAAAAAAUUUCAAGAGAAGUCAAGUCCAUCACCAUUAUUGGCGGCGGCUUCUUGGGUAGUGAGCUGGCCUGUGCUCUGGGAAGAAAGGUACAAGCCACAGGGCUGGAGGUGAUUCAGAUGUUCCCAGAGAACGGCAACAUGGGCAAGGUCCUGCCUGAGUAUCUGAGCAACUGGACAACAGACAAAGUCAAAAGAGAGGGUGUUAAUGUCAUGCCCAAUGCUGUGGUGAAGUCCAUCUGUGUCUGUGGGAACCGGCUGAUAAUUAAACUGAAGGAUGGAAGAAAGGUGGAGACUGAUCACAUGGUGGCAGCAGUGGGCCUGGAGCCCAAUGUGGAGUUAGCAAAGUCUGCUGGCCUGGAGGUGGACUCUGAUUUUGGAGGGUUCAGGGUGAAUGCAGAGCUGCAGGCACGCUCCAACAUCUGGGUUGCAGGAGAUGCCGCCUGCUUCUACGAUAUCAAGCUAGGCAGAAGACGCGUGGAGCAUCAUGAUCAUGCUGUUGUGAGUGGAAGAUUAGCUGGAGAAAACAUGACAGGAGCUGCUAAGCCUUAUUGGCAUCAGUCAAUGUUCUGGAGUGACCUGGGCCCUGACGUCGGAUAUGAAGCCAUUGGCCUUGUAGACAGUAGCUUGCCCACUGUAGGAGUUUUUGCGAAAGCAACUGCAAAAGACACACCGAAGUCUGCAACGGAGCAGUCAGGGACUGGCAUCCGCUCAGAAAGUGAAACAGAAGCAGAAGCCUCUGAGAUUACAAUCUCUGCCAGCUCUCCCUCAACACCUCAAGUUCCAAAGCAAGGAGAAGACUAUGGCAAAGGGGUCAUCUUCUACAUCAGGGAUAAAGUGGUGGUGGGAAUUGUCUUAUGGAACAUCUUCAACAGGAUGCCAAUUGCUCGAAAGAUCAUUAAAGAUGGAGAGGAGCAUGCUGACCUCAAUGAAGUAGCGAAGCUCUUCAACAUCCAUGAAGAUUGAGCCCCUGCUCCAAGACCCGUCUGGCUGGGAUGCAUCGGUGUAAGUGGGGACGCACAUGCUGCAGACUGAGAGCUCGCCCCGCCUCGGAGCGCUGACUCUGUGUUCCGAGUACUUUGUGAAUAUUUCCAGUAAUCUAGAACUCUAACAUUUGCACCAGUAAAUAAAACCAGAUUCUUCUAAAUUCAAGGCCUUUUUCCUAAAGAUGUGAGUUGUUGUGGAAAAAUUAGUCACUUGUUGUUUGCUCCACUAGGGUGAAGGCAGUGUUGUUGUCUGCUCCCCUAACGUUCACAUUCUAGCAGCCUGCAGAGCUACCACCUGGGAUUGAGUGUACACGUUCACACAGUAUUACCCUGGGUGCUUGGCACUUCCAUCCUUCGCUUGCUUUAGGAGGGCAGUUCUUCAAUUCUUGUGUUUCUAGAACUCCAGGCUACCAUCCUGAGAUGCUGGCUAAACUACUGCAAAUUCAGAUGGAGGAAUUUAUGCAGUAAGAGAGGGGGAGAAGAAUCUCAAAUGUGUACUUAAAAAUCACAACAUAGAGUUCUGAUCAUGUAACUGUACCCAUUAUCAAAUAUGUGCUCCCCAGGCAAGUACUUCUAGGCUGGGAACAAGUCAUCCUUUAACCUCUUUUAAGCUAAAUAGAUUGAGCUCCUUGCAUCUUUCACACUAAUGCAUGUUUUCCAUUAAUCAUUCUCAUGGUUCUUCUCGGAACCCUCUCCAGUUUAUCAACAUCCUCCUUGAAUUGUGGACACCAGAACUGGACAUAGUAUUCCUGCAGCA